This is a messenger RNA of Trypanosoma brucei brucei TREU927, 3282 nucleotides long. Its product is annotated as ATP-dependent RNA helicase, putative. The coding region runs from base 1 to 3282 and encodes 1093 amino acids. NCBI's taxonomy places the organism in Eukaryota, Euglenozoa, Kinetoplastea, Trypanosomatida, Trypanosomatidae. The transcript has a single exon. Gene Ontology annotation, cellular component: spliceosomal complex; intracellular anatomical structure. Gene Ontology annotation, biological process: mRNA splicing, via spliceosome. The record is from RefSeq and is a predicted model, not a curated record. Gene Ontology annotation, molecular function: RNA binding; ATP binding.
AUGGGCAAGAAGACCAGGGAUGGACCAAAGGGGGGGGUAGGCAAUGCAAUCAAGGAAAUGAGUACUACCACAGUGACGACAACAACAACAACAACCAGUGGCGAGGGGAAAUGGACUUCAAGUGAAGGAGGCAAUCUUCUAACUUGGUUGUCGCAGGUUGCACCGCAGCAGCAAAAGCAAAAUCAGCAGUCGCGCGGUGCCAUUGAUUAUCUUAAUAAGGCAAAUGCACGGAAGAAUGCAAAGCCAUCGAAAUCAUCAGCAGGUCGGCCUCCCGCAGCGGAAACGACGUCCACGAAACCAGAAGUACCAAAACCCCGAUCUCUCCAGCAGCCGCAACAACAAAAGGACCAAGACAACGCAGGAACAAAUGCUGUGGAGAAGCUCGCGGCCCUUUUCCCUGAAAAGCAAGUGAAAGAAGCCCCUGCGCCGAAUGCGAAGGUUGGGAACCCCAUAGCCGCGCGAGUUGCUGCAGAAGGCCCCAAGAGGAACGAGAAAGAAAGACGGAAUGAAACGGUGCGCGCACAGCGGCACCGCGGGGAGCGUGAGGUAAAGAAAGAGCGACUGCAGCGACGCCUCGAGAUGAUGAAGGAAGCGCAGAAGUUCCACGAGGAGGCGCUGCGCACUGAUCCCGAGUACCAAAAGAGGUUCCAAACGUUUCAGGAACUCCAGGCAGCUCAACAAGUUGCGCAUUCAACCUUCCUUGACCGAUACGCCAAACAAGGGAGUUUGAAUAUCAACACUAUUGUUAGCGAGCGUAUUGACAUUCCUGUUAUUCUCAACCUUAUUGAUCAGCACGAUGUUGUUUUCAUAUGCACCGAUACAGGAAGUGGAAAGAGCACUUCGGUUCCAAAAGCGCUUCUUGAAUUAUCCAAUGACACUCGUGUGGUGAGCACUCAGCCCCGUCGUACAGCCACAGUUUCCAUAGCCACUCGAGUUGCCGAACUCCGCCGGGAAGCAGUUGGCGAGGACGUUGGAUAUUGGAUUCGGGGAGAUAAGUGUGGUGAUGUGCAAACGCGGCUUUGGUACAUGACAAGUUAUACGCUUCUACUGCAUCUGCUGAACACUCCACUCCGGCCGCCCUUCACGCACAUCGUCCUUGAUGAGUUUCACGAGCGGCAGCCGGACAUUGAAGUGACAGUGGCAUUGCUACGCUUGUGCCUCCUUCGACGUACCGCACAGUUUAAACUUAUCUUGAUGAGCGCGACACUUGACACGGAGGGCUGGGAAGCGUAUUUUGCUGGGCUGAAGGUGGCAACGUACAAACAAAGUGAACCCAAGCAUCUGAUCCACGACUACUUUAUGGAGGAUGUGUGCACGCUUGUUGGAACAAUGUAUGACGAACCACCGAACAUUGUGCAACGCGGAGUGGAAUACCCACUGAUGGAAAAGCACACUGCAAUUGCGCAGGCACUUCUAUUAUACCUCAACACUUGCACCGAUCCCCAGCACGCAAUCCUUGUCUUCCUACCUGGCCGUGGUCAGGUUGAGCAAAUGCAUAUGUGGCUCGAGUUGAACCUUCGCAAACCUGUGGACAUCAUCCCGUGGCAUAGCGCUGUGGAUCUCUCGGUGAUUCAGGAAGCCAUCAAACGCCGUGGGCACAAUCGCCAGAAAAUAUACCUCGCAACGGAUAUUGCUGAGGUGUCCAUUACCCUUCCCGAUGUAGUCUUUGUUAUUGACAUGGUGUUGGUGAAGAGGCCAAAGGUUAACAAGGAGAACCCUGCGACCGUGUUGCACCCGCCACUCAUGACACAGUGGGUAUCCAAAGGGAACAUUGCCCAACGCCGUGGUCGCAUUGGCCGCGUUCAACAGGGGUUUUACUUCUGUUUGCUUUCCGCUGAAGCUGUCGCCGCCCUACCGGAGCAUAUGCAUCCUCCUAUUGAAAACUCACGCAUUGAUGAGCUUUCACUGCAUUGCCUGCAGCUUGUGUCUAAUCCUGUUGCAAUAUUUAGUAUUUGUCACGGUCAGCCACUGCUAGAGACCAUCGCCACCGCGAUGGAUACACUCUGCAACCUAGGCUGUAUAUUGCACCGUAAAGAUCCAUUGGCAGUUGGUGAGUGCAUUUCUGAGAUCCAUACCAAUAGCGAAUGGAGCCCACUGGUUCUGGAGGAGGCGAAAAAUGUUGUAUUCGCCGAUAUCGAUGAAUACGAGUACACGUUUGUCGGUCGCCUACUCCAACUCAUUCCUGUUUCUCCACUUCCCGGUAUGCUUGUUCUCUACGGCUUCUUCACUGGGUUGGAGUCGCUAACGAUUUUGGCAGCAGCCGUGACGAGUAGCCUCUCGCCCUUCGCACCUAACCAACCUGAGAAGAAGCGACGGUGGCGACAUGACGUGGCUGGAGCAAUGGAAGAAACGGAGAACUCUAUGCGCGAAAUGUGCUGCGGUAUGCGAAGCGAUAUUUUGGCUGUGAUGAAGGCCGUUCUAUUGUUUCGUGUACAGUUUGCCAAAAGUGGAGAAGAUGUCACCGCAGCGAAGAUGUGGUGCGCACAACAUCAUCUAAGCUACGACAAGCUGAGGAGCAUCUUGGAUCUUGAACAACACAUCAAGUACGAAUUGGCCAAUUUCAUUCCUGUCCGCGACGUCCCUGAUGCAACCGUACUCCUCAAUCAAUUGGAGAAAGCGGCCGCUGUUAUGCUCGUUAUGACAAAUGUUGCGUUCGUUUCUCAAGCACUGGAGGUUGUUUCGGAAGGCAACACCUACCAAAAGACCAAGGAAACAGCGGUGGGAAUCUUCAUGGAUGUUGUUGCCGUCCCAGAUAUUCACUCACCGAGUUGUCUCCGCUGGCAGGAGGGUGAAAUUAUUGUACCUGUGCAACUCUCUUUGAUGGGUAACAAGAUGCUGGCCAGCUUCUCCACCGCAAUUUCUUCGCAUAAGCAGUUCUGGCUCUCGCUUCUCCUCCUAACACAUAAAGUCAUGUAUGCUGUUUUCGCCGAUGAUGAGGGAGAAUUUUAUGUCUUUUCCGUCAAAUACUACAGUACGGAGCGGUACUUGGAGACAGAUGCAGCCACGGGGAGCGCCAUUCUUCAGUUCCGUCAGAUGCUGAGCAGCGUUGGUCAGGCGCUGAGGCUCCUACGGGACUACCAACAUUUGUAUGAUGAUGAGUUUGCGGAUGUACUUAACGACCAUGGGCUUAAACCCCUUCGUGACAUGCAGUGCGAAGUCGUUACCGCAAUGGCGGCAUUCUUCAAUAACACAGAAAACAUAACAGUGGACGAAGUGGAACAUGAAGAAGAUGAUCUCGACGAGGUUUCAAUGAUUAGUCUAGCCCUACCAAAGCGUGGCUGA